Kickxella alabastrina is the source of this 1155-nucleotide messenger RNA. RefSeq names its product uroporphyrinogen decarboxylase-like protein. The transcript is spliced from 2 exons. NCBI's taxonomy places the organism in Eukaryota, Fungi, Kickxellomycota, Kickxellomycetes, Kickxellales, Kickxellaceae. Gene Ontology annotation, cellular component: cytosol. The record is from RefSeq and is a predicted model, not a curated record. Gene Ontology annotation, molecular function: uroporphyrinogen decarboxylase activity. Bases 1 to 1155 code for a protein of 384 amino acids. Gene Ontology annotation, biological process: heme biosynthetic process.
AUGCAAAUGCCACCCACGUCCAGCGUCGCCGACAGCAUCACAGAAAACGCCUUCCCCACGCUGCAGAACGACCUGUACCUGCGCACGGCGCGCGGCGAGAAGACCGAGCGCGCGCCCGUCUGGUGCAUGCGCCAGGCCGGCCGGUACCUGCCGGAAUUCCGGGCAAUCCGCGUCGAGAACGAGUUUUUCAAAGUGUGCCGGACGCCGGCGCUGGCCACCGAGGUGACCGUGCAGCCGAUGCGGCGCUACGCCGGGCUGCUGGACGCAGCCAUUAUUUUCUCGGACAUCCUGGUGAUCCCGCAGGCAAUGGGGCUGGAGGUGCAGAUGGUUCCGGGCAAGGGCCCGCACCUCCCGGAUCCUCUGCGGACCCCUGCCGAUAUGGCGCGCCUGGUGGACGCGCGGCCCGGAUACUCGGUCGAUCGCGAGCUGGACUACGUGUACAAGGCCAUUACAAACACCCGCCAUGCGCUGCAGGGCCAAGUGCCGCUGCUCGGGUUCAUCGGCGCCCCAUGGACGCUGAUGGCGUAUAUGGUUGAGGGCGGCGGCUCAAAGACCUUUGCGCUGGCCAAGGCGUGGCUGUUCAGCCACCGCCAGGCCGCACACGAGCUGCUCUCGCGCAUUGCCAAUGUUGCCGCCGAAUUCCUUAUUGGCCAGGUGCGUGCGGGCGCCCAGGCUGUGCAGGUGUUUGAGUCGUGGGCCGGAGAGCUCGGCCCGGCGGACUUCGCCGAGUUCUCGCUGCCCUACCUUGCCAAGAUUGCCGCACGCGUCAAGAGCCAGUGCCCAGGUGUGCCUAUGACGGUGUUUGCCAAGGGCGCGCACUAUGCGCUGGAGCAGCUGGCCACAGAGACCGUGUACGACGUCAUCUCGCUCGACUGGACCGUUGAUCCUGUGGCGGCUCGCCAGCGUGUCGAUGCGGCGCUGCAGAGCGCCGGCCAGCAGGGCCGCACUGUGGUUCUGCAGGGCAACCUCGAUCCGACUGUUCUGUUCGGCGACGCCGAGACUAUCCGCCAGCGCACCGCGGAGAUGUGCCGCGCGUUCGGGCCCGCUGGCCACAUCGCCAAUCUUGGCCACGGCAUGAUGCCUGGCCACAGCCCCGAGCACCUGCGUGUGUUCCUGGAGGCUGUCCAUGAGUCGAGCAGCGCGCUUCGCCAGUAG